GCGAGAUGUCCAUUGCAGCCAGGAACCGGUUCAUCUCUAGCCAAAAGGAAGAUAUCUAUUGCUUCGUUCGAUACAAAACCAUGGACUCGCCGGGUUGACUUCAUUAUUCUCGGGCUCUUUGAUUUCAUUGUCGUUUGUGGUUUUUUAUAAUCGUCUCUAGCGCACUGUGACCGCGUCCCUACGUCGAAAAAAUGGUCGUAUUUGUGGAUUUAGAGAACGAUGGGCUCGACCAGAACCACUUCGUGGAGAACCCACACGCCCUAUCCCAUCCAUUCCCUGGGCCCACAAAGCCAGCAAUGCGCUACGCCUACUCCACCUCUGUAGCAGAGCAUGCGGAUCGGACACCCGAAUCUCCAGAGUCCCGGGCUAUGGCAGACCAACCGGAUCUGAACCAGAGCCGCUUUGCAGCUGCUCUCAGCUGCUAUCCGAUUGUCAAGGAGAUUGCCCGCGCGGUGGACUUGAAUACCAUGCACGCGCUCUCCCGGACAUGCCGUCGAUUUCACGCGAAUCUGGGCCCGUACCGCCAACAGCUGUCCAAGAUAACUCUGCGCUGCGAAAGCGAACGCGUGGAGACGACAUUGGACGCUGAACCCCUGGUGAGAGUGGUGGGCAGUUCGGCCAAAGUCAGACGCGGCAAGUGUGCUCGGGAUAUGGUGGCCGAGUGUCGAAAGUGCUCGAAGGUCGUUUGUCGGAACUGCGUGGCCAAACCGGCCACGAACAUCAUGCUCAAAAGCCGCAUCCGGCGUCUCUGCACGACCUGUCUCACGGCUCCGCUAUCGCAACUUCAACCACUGGCCUCCUCAUGUUCUACCCAAUCAGCCGUCCGGCGCAACAUCUGCACCUGCAAAGUCUCCAUAUGGCUCUGCCAACCAUGCGGCCAGCGGCUGAGCAGCGACGAUCUCGUCCACCGGCAAAUGUGGAGCUGGCGCAUCAGGUCUUGCGUCAGCGGGAACUGGCAAAGGCUGAGGUGCUGGCGAGGCAAACACUGCCUGGCGGCUCAGGACGUCGAACUGGUGAUGGGGUGCGAUUCACACGACUCGCUCACCGGCGGUGUCGAUUCAUUCCACGGUCGAAACGAUGCGGAGUCGCCUGACGAGGAAUCGUGGGAGGACUUCCGGCAGGACACCGCCGGGAUCCGCUUUCGCCUUUUGGGGUCUUACGGCGAGGAAGGGGUGGAGGACCUCCUGCGGCACAUCUUUGAGCACGGCGGACCCAUCGAGCACACAGUGAGGAAGCACAUAACGGUGGGGGCAUACACCGAGGAUCACGAGGAUGAGCGCCGAACGGGCGAAUAUCUCACGCGGGAGGAGGCAGGUCUGGACCGCGCAUGGUGCAACUGGUGCUCGCGGGUGACUCCAUCACAGCAUGACUUGGAUGUUCUACAGUAACCUUGGACUCAGGUUUCUUGCGAAGGCCAAACAUAUCAUUAUAUUUUCUAUGGCCGAGUGAUGAUUCCUUCUCUUUUAACGCAACAAACCUAUACAUACAGACAUCUAUCAACUAACCAACCCAACAAUAACACACCAAUAUUAUUAAUUCAACUAAUUAUUAUAUUGCACAAUACCCACCCACCCACACCAUCCCAUAUCUACAAGCAAAGCAAAGUAGGCUCACAGAUAAACAUAACAAAA
Aspergillus campestris IBT 28561 is the source of this 1631-nucleotide messenger RNA. RefSeq lists its product as uncharacterized. The transcript is spliced from 5 exons. NCBI's taxonomy places the organism in Eukaryota, Fungi, Ascomycota, Eurotiomycetes, Eurotiales, Aspergillaceae. Bases 192 to 1388 code for a protein of 398 amino acids. The record is from RefSeq and is a predicted model, not a curated record.